This is a messenger RNA of Bactrocera dorsalis (oriental fruit fly), 1842 nucleotides long. RefSeq names its product sodium-coupled monocarboxylate transporter 1-like. Gene Ontology annotation, cellular component: membrane. Gene Ontology annotation, molecular function: symporter activity. NCBI's taxonomy places the organism in Eukaryota, Metazoa, Arthropoda, Insecta, Diptera, Tephritidae. The transcript has 9 exons. Gene Ontology annotation, biological process: transmembrane transport; sodium ion transport. Bases 141 to 1505 code for a protein of 454 amino acids. The record is from RefSeq and is a predicted model, not a curated record.
UAAAACAACGCAAAGCGUAUUGUAGUGUUAGUUUGGAAGAUUUUACUAAUGCUAAGUCUCCGAAUGAGGGUUUCCAACGACGUGCUAACUAAAUUAAUUAUAAAUGCUUUAAUUACAUCGGCAAGCGGUUUAGUAGAAGAAUGCAGCUGUUUUCUGCUACACUAUUUGUAAUUAAAGCGAUUAUAUGGCUGCCCAUUGCGAUUUAUGUUCCGGCUCUAACAUUCAGCCAAAUUAGCGGAAUCGGAGUGCACACAAUCACCCCCAUUGUGAUCGUAAUAUGCACAUUCUAUACAACAGUGGGAGGUAUCAAGUGCGUAGUAUGGACAGAUGCCAUUCAGAGCUUGGUUAUGUAUAGUUCCCUGGUCGCAUUAAUUAUUAAAGGUACUUAUGAUGUAGGAGGCAUUACAAUCAUAUGGCAACGCAACCAACAAGGUGGUCGAUUGAAUACUCCAGAAAUUACUUUAGAUCCUACGGUACGCAUGAGCAUUAUUUCUGUUAUAAUAGGAGGUACAUUUUUUAAGCUUCAGAAUACCUCCAUAAACCAGCCGACAAUUCAACGGUUUAUGUCUCUCUCAUCAUUAAAAGCUGUAAAACAUACACUUUUUAUAUUUACUUUUGGCGUAAUUUUUCUUUAUUUGGGUUGCAUAUAUGUGGGUCUCGUAGCAUUUGCAACAUAUUUUAAAUGUGAUCCAAUCUCAACCGGCCUUGCAGAGGCUCGUGAUCAGCUGAUUCCAUUGCUGGUAAUGCAAGUGUUUGGCAAGUUUCCUGGUCUUCCAGGUCUUUUCGUAUCAGCCGUGUUUAGUGCUGCAUUAAGUUCCGUUUCAACUCUCUUAAACUCUUUGGCAGCAGUGUUACUGGAAGAUUUUAUUAAACCGAACGUUCGAAGUCCGAUCAGUGAAACUACGGUGGCUAUCGUUAUGCGGACCAUUGUAAUAGUUUUUGGUGUAAGUGCAAUUGGACUAGUAUAUAUUGUCGAAAAAAUGGGUAUGGUAUUGCAGCUAUCUGCUACUAUGCAAUCGAUUUCAUACGGACCUAUGUUAGGCAUUUUUUCUACUGGUGUAUUGAUGCCAUGGAUCUCAGAAAAGAGUGUUUUUGUUGGAAGCCUUGUCGCCGUCAUAUCCAUGGCCUGGAUAUGUAUCAAAGCUCAAAUGGCCAUUGUGACAGGCUCAUUUCGUCACACAAAAUUGCCGGUUUCCGUUGAGGGAUGUGACUACGAAUAUGAUAACAGUCGGUACCUGAAUUCUACGAAUGAAUACGAGGUUAAGAAUGGAAAUGCCAUACACCAUAUCUCUUUUCUGUUGUAUACAAUGCUGGGUGCUCUUAUCACCAUUGUAGUUUCAAAUAUCGCUUCACUUUAUUUUGGCCGAAAUAGGAUAUCUGAUGUGGAUGAAAAGCUAAUUGCCCCAUUCAUCGUCAAAUAUAUCCAAAAGCAGAGCUAUAAAAAUGUUCAAACAUCCGAGAAGCUUGAAAUGGAGGAAUCCGUUGGAUCACAGAAAGCUACGUAACUACGAGUACUAUCAACUUAAAAUCUAUGUACAAUCGUUUAAAUUUUAUUUCAAAGUACAUUCACUACAGUCUGAAAUAUAAGCAAAUAUGUAUGUAUGUAUAUAAAUAUUCAAAAGAGUAAAUGGAAAAAGUUACCACUUUUAGGUACAUUUGGUUCUCGUGGGUUCAGUCUCUUAAGAAUUUUCGUUCAAAAUGUUAAAAUUUCUUAACUCAAAAUUUAAUAAAAUAUUUAGAGAUUUUUAUUUCUGGUACUUACCUGGGUUAUAUUAAAUAACUUAUAACAAUUUAAAAGUGACUGUUCAAAACCAGUUUUGAAAUAAAAUCUAGAAGAAAUUA